AUGGCUCAUCACCAUGACCAAUCCAUUCUGUUGCCUCUGCUGCUCAUCACUCUCUCCCUAAUGAGUUGCAAAGAAGUUUUUGCAUCUCGUCACCUUCUGGAGGAAACCACACUGCCUAAGGUUCCUGAGCUUCCUAAGCCAGAAUUGCCACCUCUUCCUACACUCCCUACUUUUCCUAAACCUGAACUCCCACCUCUACCUCAUAUCCCUACUCUGCCAGAGUCCACGUUGCCAACUUUGCCCAAGCCUGAAUUGCCAACCGUUCCGCAUGUCCCAGCUUUGGAGAAGCCUGAACUGUCACCUUUGCCAAAGCUUGAGGUGCCAAAACUCCCAGAAGUCCCUCCUCUACCCCACCUACCUGACCUGCCUAAGCCCACACUGCCCACCGUCCCAACCCUUCCAAAGGACAUUCCCUUCCCUUCCCUCUCCCCACCCCACUCAAUCACUAGCCCUUGA
Vitis vinifera (wine grape) is the source of this 456-nucleotide messenger RNA. Its product is annotated as protein PELPK1. The record is from RefSeq and is a predicted model, not a curated record. Lineage: Eukaryota; Viridiplantae; Streptophyta; Magnoliopsida; Vitales; Vitaceae. The coding region runs from base 1 to 456 and encodes 151 amino acids. The transcript has a single exon.